Molecule: messenger RNA, 564 nt
Organism: Ostertagia ostertagi
Lineage: Eukaryota; Metazoa; Nematoda; Chromadorea; Rhabditida; Trichostrongylidae
Source: the annotation of a GenBank genome assembly
AUGGAAGCCAACAAUCAACCUGCUAAUAGCUUAGAAUCCGCAUUUGAAAGGCUAUGUCUAGCAUCAUACGCUAGUAAACUUCCAACGUUUUCGGGAGCAAACAUGGGUGCUGGUCUUAUGGAUUUUGUACACGAAUUCCAUGAAAUAAGUAACAUAAUGGGAAUUAAUGAAUCCAAAAUGGCCCGUCUACUCCCGGCCCAUCUCAAGGGAGUGGCAAAAGCAGUUUAUGAGAAUAUGGCAGAUGAGCAAAAAUCAAAUUGGCGUUCAGCAAUAACCAAACUCAAAGAGCAUUUCUCAACGGACCAGUUCAUGGAUAUGGCUAGGGAAAGGAUUAUGAAUAUGCGGAUGGAAUUUAACGAAUCUCCUGUAGUUUUUUCGAAUAGAAUCCGGAAAGAAAUUAUGGAUGCAUAUCCUCAUACAGAUCUUGCUGAACAACGCAAAUUUCUUCAAAAUAUGGUAUUCACUAAUGGUUUACCUAAUAAAAUCAAGGAUAAACUGAAACUUCUUGGUCCGCUACCUUCCGAUUAUAACACUUUACUACGCGAAUGCAGAACGGAUGCAUAA